This is a messenger RNA of Paramuricea clavata, 1602 nucleotides long. NCBI's taxonomy places the organism in Eukaryota, Metazoa, Cnidaria, Anthozoa, Malacalcyonacea, Plexauridae. The record is from the annotation of a GenBank genome assembly.
AUGAAUUCUUCUAGAGUUAUUAACACCUUGUUCGGCUUCUUUGGCCGAAAGAAAAACAAAUUAAUUUGGACAGGAACACUUGGAGAUCUUAAAGCUUUCGUUCUGACGAUAAUUGAUGAGCAAGCAGCCCAAAGUUCGAAAUGGCAUUCACCUAGCGGCGGAAAGUGGUGCUUCAAUAGCGAGCAGCUAAAAGUUGAGUGGCACUCAAAGAGCGAAUCUAUAUCCUUUGAUGGAGCCAAAGCCAAUGAUUUAUGUGAUCAAAUACAUAGUGUCCUUUUAAAACCUGAUUAUCAAAAGAAAGAUCAAAACAGCGACCUUAACAAGUCAUUAGAAUCCUUCAUAGCUGACGCGAGCGUCGAAGCGUGCAAUAUUAAUUUGAACGAAUCGCCUAGAUUAUAUACUUCUUUACUGCAAGUCAGUAAUGUAUCCUGCCUAAAUAGCAAAGAUAUCAAUUGUGAUGAAAACCCCAGUAAUCCUGAAUUUGAAAUGGCAAAUUCUAAAUCUGGUACAGGCGAGAAUCAAUUAUCUCCUCUCAUUCAACACACAGACGAACGGCGUGAUGUGUUUAGGCAGUGCGAGUAUAAAAAACAUAGUUAUGCUCAUCGGGGUUUACGUGAAUCGGAAACAGUACACAUGCAAGACCCUGAUGCUACGAGCGGUGGUCCUUGCUGUGCCGAUUGUAUCAAGCAAAGAUGGGAAAUUGAUAAUCUAAAAACAGAAAUUACUUGUCUUAAGAAAUUUGUUUAUCGCGAAGGAGACAAAGCUGACAAGUCAAGCAUGGAUAUGCAAAUUUCCCGCCUUCAACGCGAUAAUUCAACCCUAAUCAAAACAGUCGAAAUGCUAAGUAGACAAUUGUUAAAUCAAAACGAAGAGAAUUCCACCAACGUCUCAAGUGAAUCAGAUGUAUACGUAAACCCACGACAUACGAAAGAGUCGGAUAUCCCUUCAACUUCGUCUAAAGAAAAGGAAAAGAAACUGAGAAAAAAGAAGAAGAGAAAUGUAAAUGAGUCAUCGUCACAGUCAGGGGUUGACCCACCUAAAGAAAUUGUAAAUAAAGCUGCUGGUAAUCCAUCAACUUCGACCGGUAACCGUAAGCCAGUAGUGGUAAUCGCUGGCGACUCAAUAGUAAAGAAUGUAGUUGGACCAUCUAUGAGCAAAUCUGACGCAGACCACCUCUACGUUGUUAAAUCUUUUUCUGGCGCAACUAUUUCCGACAUGGAGGAUUUUAUCAAACCUACAACCCGCAAGUCACCGGACAAAAUUAUCCUCCAUGUUGGCACUAAUGAUCUGAAAAAUUCUACGCCGAAAGUUAUUACCGAUUCUAUUUUGAAUCUGACAACCCAAAUCAAAGAGGAUUCUCCUAACUCCAUGGUAGGUGUUUCUGCGUUGUUAAUCAGAAAUGAUUGCCCGAUAUUAGCCACCAAGGUUAAUCAAGUCAACUCCACCUUAGAAAAUCUUUGUCAUAUGAACAAUAUUCCCUUCCUUAAAAACGCUAAUAUUAACACUAGUCACCUCAACAGUAGAGGUCUCCAUUUAAAUAAAUUAGGCAGUAUAUCCCUCCAAAACAAUUUCAAAGAGUUUAUAAAUAACUUAGAAAAUUGA